AUGGACUACUCCGGCCCGAAGAAGGAGAAGAAACCUAUAGCAGUCCCGAGACCGAGCGCGAGUGUGCUUCUCAUCUCGCCGCAAAAUCAGAUUCUUCUUCUGCAGAGAGUCAAGCAAUCGUCUUCGUUUCCGUCAGCGCAUGUCUUCCCUGGCGGCAAUGUCUCAGAGUUCCAUGAUGGCAGGGUACCGGAGCCGGAUCAUCCAGAUAGACAUGUCGAUGGAGAUGCGUAUCGAAUGGCAGCAAUCCGGGAGACGUUCGAAGAAUCUGGAAUCCUGCUGGCACGGAACAAUGGUUUUGGUAGACUCAUUGAGGUGCCGCAAGGGGAGAGGGAAGCAGGCCGGGUUGCUGUUCAUUCGAGCGAGAUCGCCUUUCCCAAGUGGCUGGCACAGAAAGGUGGACGGGCGGAUGUGCAAGGACUGACGCCGUUCACGAGAUGGGUCACGCCAACGAACAAUCCUAAGCGAUUCACAACGCAGAUGUAUCUGUACUUCCUGCCCACGUUGUCGUCAACGCCUUUGAAGGAAGGCAGUGGCGAGCCAGAUGAUUCAGAAGCAGAGGUUGAUAUCCCAGCGCCUACGACUGAUGGUGGCAAAGAACAUACGACGGCCAGAUUCCUGCCAGCUUCGGUUUGGUGUCGACUCGCUCAAGAAGGGAGGAUUAUUCUUUUCCCGCCGCAGUUCUUCCUCCUGCAUCAAAUAGCACAGCGCUUUGAUGACCUCAAGUCUCCGACGGACUAUGCUUCGAUAUCACGAGCACCGUUGCCGAGGGAACAGCUUGAAGCCCGAAGAAGACGACUGCUGGAGUUUGUCAAGACCGGAAGCCCACCGUGGACGGAUAUGUGCAUCUCGCCUGUCACUCGACCCAGUAGAGACGGAAAGCUCAAAGGCCCGGAUGGUCGACAGGUGCUGAGCCUGCAUCAUCCUGGAGUCGAAGUCGAGAAGCAAGGCACUGGACGAGCUGGUUUGACUGAGCAAGUUGUGCUGGUAGAUUUCCAGAAGGAAGGUCCUAGACGUUUGAAUGUAAUCUCGCGAGAAGAAGCUCUCCAAAGAGUAGGGAAGUUGUGA
Zasmidium cellare ATCC 36951 is the source of this 1065-nucleotide messenger RNA. RefSeq lists its product as uncharacterized. Lineage: Eukaryota; Fungi; Ascomycota; Dothideomycetes; Mycosphaerellales; Mycosphaerellaceae. The coding region runs from base 1 to 1065 and encodes 354 amino acids. Gene Ontology annotation, molecular function: hydrolase activity, acting on acid anhydrides, in phosphorus-containing anhydrides. The transcript has a single exon. The record is from RefSeq and is a predicted model, not a curated record. Gene Ontology annotation, cellular component: mitochondrion.